CUGCAUGCUGCGCGGAUUGGUUUAUCAGCAUCGUUUGUUUUGUUCCUCUUCGCCUCGUUGCUUAUCGUUAUUAAGGAAAUGUGCAACAACGUUCUUUUGAACGUGUUCAUUUUGUUUCUCGCCACUACAGCGCUUGUAAUCAGUGAAGAACUCUACGAAGGCAGCUCAUGCAAAUUGGAAAAUGGUAAUUUAGGUUUCUGCAAGAAAUUACUUGAUUGUCCGACCAGAAGGCAGGAGGUACAAGACGGCAUAAGACAGUCAACUUCUACGGGAAGAUGUGGAUUCAUUGGCUUUAUCGAGAUUGUUUGUUGCCCCGUGAAUAUUUCUGAAAAAAUGUCACUCCGACCGGCUGACGCUGCUUGUCAGGAAUAUGAUACGAAAAGAGUGACGAAGGAAGUGGAUUCAAUAGCGUACCAUAUAUUUGAGGGGAUCAAGGCUCAGGCUGGUGAAUUUCCAUACAUGGCGGCUUUAGGAUACAAAAAUAAUAGCACUAGGAAUGCAUCUAUCGAAUACAGUUGCGGAGGAAGUUUGAUAUCUCCUCAACAUGUAUUGACAGCAGCACACUGUGUAUUUAAUAUCCAAAAAAAAGUCCCUAUUGAAGUACGAUUGGGAAAUGUAAACUUACAGAGCAUUGAGGUGAAAGUGCAACGAAUCCCAAUAAGGAAGGUAAUAUAUCAUCCGGAAUACAAAAUGAGUGCACAUUAUAAUGAUGUCGCCAUUCUGAAGCUGGAAACAAAGGUGAAGUUUUCGGAUAUGGUUAAACCUGUCUGCCUUCAUACGAAAUCCAUAAAUGACAUAAAUCUAACAUCGAAAAUAUCUCUAAGAGUGAUUGGAUGGGGCGCGACUAACGAAGAAACCUCGAACUCUAAUUCCUUAAUGAAAACACCUAGUCUCAGCAUUGUGAGUAAAGAAGAAUGUGCCAAGCUUUACAAAGGAUUUAAAAAAUUGUCUCGUGGCAUCGAUGACAACAUGAUUUGCGCCAUAGGAAAUAAAACGAAUAACAACAAUAGGCCGGAUGCCUGUUAUGGAGAUAGUGGAGGACCGUUAUUAAUGAUUACAGAAAAAGGCGAUAGCAUAAUCGGAAUCACGUCUUUCGGAUCAUCAUGCGGUAGUGAUAUCCCAGGUGUUUAUACCGCAGUGUAUUCUUAUUUAGAUUGGAUCGAGGACCACGUUUGGACAAGUAAUGAAGAUCAGAGUGUUGUAAAAACAGAAUUUAUUAAUUUUACGUUCCUGCAGUAUUAUGGUACACGCUGAUAUUUAAACAUGUUGCUAACAUACUUCAAUGAUGCGUAAUAAAAUCGAUUGUUGUGCAUAGUUUACCGGAGUUUACCAUGAAUCCUAUUUUAUUUAAAUCAUGCGUAAUAUUAUUGAUGAUCAACAAAUGUGUGGAGAAGGAAAGAACAAAGGAGGUAAACACUAACAAAACCCUUUUUUAUUUAUUCAUAUUCUGUACAAAUGUAUUUUACACAACCACGAUAAUAUCUACCGUACCAACUUAAAUGUCAAGUGACAAUAUGUGAUAAGCGUCGAUUUAAAUAUUCUUGAAAGUGUAUAUGAUUAAAACAGA
Eufriesea mexicana is the source of this 1567-nucleotide messenger RNA. Its product is annotated as venom protease. The transcript has 5 exons. Gene Ontology annotation, molecular function: serine-type endopeptidase activity. The record is from RefSeq and is a predicted model, not a curated record. The coding region runs from base 79 to 1254 and encodes 391 amino acids. Gene Ontology annotation, biological process: proteolysis. NCBI's taxonomy places the organism in Eukaryota, Metazoa, Arthropoda, Insecta, Hymenoptera, Apidae.